UGUCCGUCUGUGUUUCUAUCUCAGUAAGAGGGACAAUUGGGAUAAACAGCUCACAGAUGAUGGACAUUGAGUUGAUGAGUCGGUCAGUUUGGAUUAUGUAAGUGGAGAGAAGUCGUAACUAAACUAAAUUGCAUGUGACAGACAUCUGUGUGCUACAGCGGUGAAGGUUCAAGGAGCCCAGAAAUAACUAAGUCAGAAAAAGACCAGAGGGGGGAUAGGAAGUGUGUGCAUCUCAAGAGGCUUUGGGUCGCAGCAGGUGCCUCCUCUGACUGAGACACACACACGCCCGCCUGCUCCUUAUACUGACACCUCCCUAGUCCAGUUCACCUUGCCUCUCUCUCUCACACACACACACACACACACUCUACGGCUGUGCCCUUUCCCAGAGAACCUGAAACAUGGAAGGCUCCAGAAUCUCUCUCCAUCUUCUCUUCUUCCUUCUGAUUGGACAAGCUUCACACACCAGCAGUUCUCAGCCUCAGACCACUAUGGCCACAGAACCAUCUGACCUAAACUCCAUUACCCCAGAGGAAAACAACAGCACAACCCUCCCUGACACCUCCCCACAGCCAGACACCUCCAGCUCCCCCACAGAGGCCACCCCGGGCUGCCUCAUUGAGCCCCAGUUGGGCUUCAUAGUAGUGGCCUGCGCCGGGGGCCUGAUCCUGUGUCUGCUGGUCUCUACUGUGGUCCUGGCCUGCCAGGUGUGCUGUCUUAGGCGCCAGGCCCGUGCCCCUCGCCCUGCCCGCAGUAAUGUGGACCUGGUGAGCGGCGCAGGUGACUGUGGCACUGAUCACUCCGAGUGGGGCAUCGUGGGGCCCUGCGAUGCCAGCGUCAUGUUGGAGGAGGUCCAGGUGGAUGGAGAGGAGGAUGAAGAGCAGGGGGAAGAAGAGAGGGAGGAAAGGGAGGAGGAGCAGGCAAAAGAAGGGGUCAGGAGCCAAACGGGGGAUUUGGAAACUAAUGGCGAAAUGGCCAUGCAGAUGCAGAGUUCCAGCUUCAGGGAUUUGUGUCUGGAAAUCCCCCAGGAUCUAGAGAACAUGCCCCUAGUGGUGUGAGGAAAGCAAUGCAUGCACUCCCGCUCCAGCCUCAGAGAUCCAUGGCCUGGCUAGAUGCUGAACUUCACUUAGGCACAGAUAUCAACAGGCCAGAUCAGCUCCAGUCUUGUGCCUCAACAAGUCAAGACCAAGAGUAUUUGUUCUUUUUUCUAAGUACUCCAGCUAUACGUAAUUCAUUUUAGGAGCUUUUACAUAUUUGCUUUGUAAACUGCAUUAAUCUGAUGUAAUUUGGAAUGAUUUUGUCUCAAGUUGAUUUCUAUUUCUAUAGAGAACAUUUGAAUUGGUGAUAGGCUGUUGGGGGCAGCAAGACAUUAAUUUGAAAUAAUGUGCUAUGAACAGCACACUACUGCCAACUGCCCAAGUUAAUUACCCUUACUACAAAGGUUCAGGAUCUUUGUACGAGUGGGUAAUUUACAUUUAACAUUUACAUUUGAGUCAUUUAGCAGACGCUCUUAUCCAGAGUGACUUACCGGAGCAAUUAGGGUAAAGUGCCUUGCUCAAGGGCACACGGACAUAUUUUUCACCUAGUCGGCUCGGGAAUUCAAAACAGUGAACUUUCGGUUACUGUCUCAACGCUCUUAACUGCCCAAUUCAAUCAUAUUAGCAGUACACUAUGCCAUCUUCACAUAAUGGCAGUAGUACUGAUAAUAUUUGAUUAACUAAGUGUAACAAAGGGUAUUAAGCAUAUGUAGAAAGUAUAUUUUGUUGAAGAUAAUAUACAUGCGUUAAAUUGAGAUAUCUGGUUUUGGACUGGUUGUACACUCACAACUACAAUAUAAGUGGGAAAGGGGGAUACCUGGUCAGUUGUACAACUGAAUGCAUUCAACUGAAAUGUGUCUUCCGCAUUUAACCCAUCUGAAUCAGAGAAUAUGUAAUAGAAUGGAAGCCGUCUCUAUUGACACUGUUGGCUAAAAGAUUCCUUCGCAGCAAACAAGCACUCAAACAUUUUCUCCCAUAUAUAAUUGAAUGUGGCCACUUCUCCCUAAGACAUUAAAUGUCAAAAUUGUUAUUAUAUGUUGUCCUGUCUAACUGUCCUGUCUACCUGUCCGGCACUGUACCUGUUGAAAAAAAUAAAAGCACUCACAUAUGCCAACAUGCUUGCUCUUCAGAUGUGAGUUCAGUAAACAUUAUUACUUUACACCAACUCGAUGUGAACUUCCUUUCCCUCAUCUGAAGUGAUUCCAUGCACAAAUACUAUACCAAGGGUAGACUUUUAACAUCUUGUUGCCAUCCUUGGCUGGGCACAGAGAUGGCAUUGGGCCUGCCAAGCCUCCUUGUUACAUGAAUAAGUCUCCCCCUCAACCUUCACGUGUCAGUCGAGCAGUCACAGAACUCCUAACUCUUUUGUUUCCACUCCUCUCUACUAAGUCUAACUUCUUUUCUCUUUUCUGUAAACAUUUCAUUUGUUUAACCCAAAUAAAUGGCUGUUUUGUGAA
This is a messenger RNA of Coregonus clupeaformis (lake whitefish), 2491 nucleotides long. RefSeq lists its product as uncharacterized. The transcript has 3 exons. NCBI's taxonomy places the organism in Eukaryota, Metazoa, Chordata, Actinopteri, Salmoniformes, Salmonidae. Bases 399 to 1055 code for a protein of 218 amino acids. The record is from RefSeq and is a predicted model, not a curated record.